Ochlerotatus camptorhynchus is the source of this 1262-nucleotide messenger RNA. RefSeq names its product BTB/POZ domain-containing protein 2-like. NCBI's taxonomy places the organism in Eukaryota, Metazoa, Arthropoda, Insecta, Diptera, Culicidae. Gene Ontology annotation, molecular function: protein binding. The transcript is spliced from 2 exons. Gene Ontology annotation, biological process: neurogenesis. The record is from RefSeq and is a predicted model, not a curated record. Gene Ontology annotation, cellular component: cytosol. The coding region runs from base 120 to 1262 and encodes 380 amino acids.
AGUUGUGCUUCGGUAUCGGUGUUAUUGCACAAAGGUGAUACGAAAAAUUUUAAUAUUCCAGCUAGCUAAGCCAACCAACGACCAUAACAUCCAAAUUAAGCAAAUCUGCAGAAGUCGGAAUGGAGUCCAAAUCUAGCGGAGGCCUUAUGCCGGAUCAUCGCGCCACGAUCAUCAGUCGCCGAGAGUUUCUGGUGAACAACGAGCUUAUGUCGGAUGUGGUAUUCCUAGUAGGCAAAACCAAGCAGAAAAUAUACGCACACAAACAGCUGCUCGUUACUGCAUCGGACUAUUUUUACAUCAUGUUCGAAGGAGAAUUCAAAGAGGCAAAGGCUGACGAAAUAACAUUGGGAGAUAUUGAAUGGCCCAUCCUGAAGGAGAUUUUACGUCACAUGUAUUGCGGAAAAACCAAUCUGAACAUGGACAAUGUUCACGAAAUUUUCAUUCACUCGAAGAUGUACAUGCUGUGGGAACUACUGAAUGAAAUAUGCGAUUUUUUGGUGCAAAAUGUCACACCGGAAACUGCGUUGGAGAUGCUAACUCGAAACCAAUUCUAUGAAUUUCAAGCAGUCGGCGAUAAAAGCAUCGAGCCUAUCCGGGACAACCCUUUGCAUUAUUUCGGUACUGAUGACUUUGUUGGAAUUGAUUCGAAAUCGCUUCAAGCCAUCAUGGAAUCAACAUAUUUGAAUUGUACCGGCGCUCAAUUAUUGAAAGUUUUGAAAAAUUGGCAGGAAGCUAAUCCAUCGGAAAAAGUUGAUUUAUUGAAAGCUUGUAUUGCACGCAAUACAGACCGUUAUCAUUGCCAUGAAUUACGAGUUUAUGGAGUCCGAAGCACAUCUUCUUGUCACCAAAGUUUGAGGGUGUCAUACACCUCAUAUAAUAAUGAAUACAAAAGCAUAUUCCUGUAUGGCAUCAGAGUGUUUGCUAAAAGCAAAGGUAUUAUUCAAGUUUACAUCGAAAGUUCAUCUCCGGCAGUUCUUUGCAAUAAAGAGUUCAAUGUUGACGAGCUUGAACAUAAUGGGAAAGCACAUUGCUUUUUUCCAAAAAUCGAAUUACUACCUGACAUUACAUACACAAUUAAAUUGUUGGGAGACGGACUAAACACAUCGGUGUGUAUCAUGAAUCCAGUCAUUUCUGAGGUUGGUUGGCCCACAUUUUCUCUAACCAAUACCAAUAAAUUUUCGCAGAUCGCAGAUUUUUAUUGUAAUACUACGCCGUUUGUUUCAAAGAAACGGCGAUUUGGAGAUGAGGGCCCAUCUGCUUAA